This is a messenger RNA of Gastrolobium bilobum, 1608 nucleotides long. RefSeq names its product cytochrome P450 CYP73A100-like. The transcript is spliced from 3 exons. Gene Ontology annotation, molecular function: iron ion binding; heme binding; monooxygenase activity. The record is from RefSeq and is a predicted model, not a curated record. The coding region runs from base 1 to 1608 and encodes 535 amino acids. NCBI's taxonomy places the organism in Eukaryota, Viridiplantae, Streptophyta, Magnoliopsida, Fabales, Fabaceae.
AUGGGUCUUCAAGACAGGAAACCAUUCUUCUGCACUCUUAUUACGUUAGCCCUUAUUGCAAUCACAAAACUCUUGCAUUCUUACUUUUCCAUACCUUUCCCUCCAACCUAUCUUUCAAUUGCUGGUGCCACCAUCAUCUUUGGUCUCAUCCUAUACUUGUUCUCCUCAAGUGCACAUUCUAGCAAGCUCCCUCCAUGUCCUUUCUCUGUCCCUAUAUUUGGCAAUUGGUUGCAAGUUGGCAAUGACCUCAAUCACCGUCUUCUAGCUUCAAUGUCACAAAACUAUGGUCCCGUUUUCCUACUCAAACUUGGUUCCAAAAACUUGGUUGUGGUUUCCGAUGCUGCUCUUGCCACCCAAGUCCUCCACUCACAAGGUGUUGAAUUUGGUUCUCGCCCACGAAACGUUGUGUUUGAUAUCUUCACUGGAAAUGGACAAGACAUGGUGUUCACUGUGUACGGUGAUCACUGGCGCAAAAUGCGUAGAAUAAUGACUCUGCCAUUUUUCACCACCAAGGUUGUUCAGAAUUAUAGUAUCAUGUGGGAAGAAGAGAUGGACUUGGUAGUGCGUGACCUCAACAAUAACGAAAAAGUGAGAAGCGAAGGGAUAGUUAUAAGAAAACGUCUUCAGCUUAUGCUGUACAAUAUCAUGUACAGGAUGAUGUUUGAUGCUAAGUUUGAGUCUCAAGAGGACCCUUUGUUCAUUGAGGCCACACGAUUUAACUCUGAGAGAAGCCGUUUGGCACAGAGUUUCGAAUAUAAUUACGGAGAUUUUAUACCAUUGCUCAGGCCAUUUUUGAGGGGUUACCUCAACAAGUGCAAGGACUUGCAAACUAGAAGGUUGGCAUUUUUCAACACAAACUACGUUGAGAAAAGAAGAAAAAUAAUGGCUGCAAAUGGGGAGAAGCAUACGAUAAGGUGUGCAAUUGAUCACAUCAUAGAUGCUCAGAUGAAGGGAGAAAUCAGUGAAGAGAAUGUGAUAUACAUAGUAGAAAACAUUAAUGUUGCGGCAAUAGAGACAACAUUAUGGUCCAUGGAGUGGGCAAUAGCAGAGUUGGUCAACCAUCCAAACGUUCAAAGCAAGAUUCGUGAUGAGAUAUCAAAAGUGCUUAAAGGGGAGGCAGUUACAGAAUCCAACCUACAUGAACUACCAUAUUUACAAGCCACGGUGAAAGAGACAUUAAGAUUGCAUACCCCAAUUCCUCUGUUAGUGCCACACAUGAACCUAGAAGAAGCAAAACUUGGAGGCUAUACUAUUCCAAAAGAGUCUAAGGUUAUAGUGAAUGCUUGGUGGCUUGCCAACAAUCCAGCAUGGUGGAAAAACCCAGAGGAAUUCAGGCCAGAAAGGUUCUUGGAAGAGGAAAGUGAGACAGAAGCAGUUGCAGGAGGGAAGGUUGAUUUUAGGUUCUUGCCAUUUGGUGUUGGAAGAAGGAGUUGCCCUGGGAUCAUACUUGCAUUACCAAUACUUGGAUUGGUGAUAGCAAAGUUGGUGUCAAAUUUUCAGCUGAAUGCUCCACCAGGGACUAACAUAGAUGUGAGUGAAAAAGGAGGCCAAUUUAGCUUGCACAUUGCCAACCACUCCACUGUGUUGUUCCAUCCAAUUAGUAAAUGA